ACGGGUCACAUGACCGCUGGCUCGUGGUUUCUGCGCGGGGCAUCCCCGGCCUCCUGUCUCCGCGGGCCGGACGGGCGAUGGCGAACGUGGCCAAGAUGGUGUCGUGGUCCGGCCGGGAGGGCGAGCCGGAGGGCCAAGGGGAGGCCACGCCGCUGCUCAACGGCACGGGCGGAGGGGCAGCCGCCCCGCCCCGCCAGCUCACCCCGUCCUCCUCUUCCUUGCGACUCGGGCGCAUGAGCUACGUGGAUCUCGAUGACGAACACGAACCAGAAAUGGAUCCGCCUCGGGCGCACCCCAGCGAGAUCCCUCACAGCGAGAAAGUCCUCUCUCUCAAGUACGAGAGCUUAGACUAUGACAACUGUGAGAACCAGCUGUUCUUGGAUGAAGAGAAGAGGAUCAAACAUACGGCGUUCCGGACGGUGGAGAUUCGGCGGUGGGUCAUCUGCGCCAUGAUCGGGAUCCUUACCGGCCUGGUCGCUUGCUUCAUCGACAUUGUGGUGGAAUACAUUGCUGGGAUGAAAUACAAAGUGGUGAAGGGCAAUAUUGACAAAUUCACCAAGACAGGCGGCUUGUCCUUCUCUCUGCUGCUCUGGGCCACUCUAAACGCGAGCAUUGUGAUGCUCGGGGCUGUUAUCGUUGCUUUUAUUGAGCCUGUGGCAGCUGGUAGCGGAAUACCUCAGAUCAAGUGUUACCUCAAUGGAGUUAAGAUCCCCCACGUGGUCCGGUUGAAGACACUGGUGGUUAAAGUCUGUGGUGUGAUUUUCUCUGUGGUCGGAGGCCUGGCGGUUGGAAAGGAAGGGCCGAUGAUUCACUCUGGAGCUGUCAUCGCAGCUGGCAUAUCUCAAGGCCGGUCAACUUCUCUGAAGAGAGACUUCAAGAUCUUUGAAUAUUUCCGGAGGGACACGGAGAAGAGGGAUUUCGUCUCUGCUGGAGCUGCUGCUGGCGUGUCGGCUGCCUUUGGGGCUCCUGUCGGUGGCGUCCUGUUCAGCUUGGAGGAAGGCGCUUCUUUUUGGAACCAGUUCCUGACCUGGAGGAUUUUCUUUGCCUCCAUGAUCUCCACCUUCACCUUGAACUCCAUCCUGAGCAUUUACAAAGGGAAUCCCUGGGAUCUGUCCAGCCCAGGACUCAUCAACUUCGGCCGGUUUGACUCCGAGAAGAUGGGGUACACUUUUCAAGAAAUCCCAAUCUUCAUAUUCAUGGGAGUGGUGGGUGGAGUUCUUGGAGCCAUGUUCAACGCCUUGAACUACUGGCUGACGAUGUUCCGAAUCAGGUAUAUCCACCGGCCGUGCCUGCAGGUCAUCGAGGCCAUGCUGGUGGGCGCUGUGACAGCAGCUGUGGCCUUUGUCAUGAUCUACACCUCGGCAGACUGCCAGCCCCUGCAAGGAAGCGGCAUGGCCUACUCUCUCCAGCUCUUCUGUCCUGAUGGCGAAUACAACUCUAUGGCUGCCGCCUUCUUCAACACGCCGGAGAAGAGUGUCGUCCGCCUUUUCCAUGACCCCCCAGGGACGUACGACCCCAUGACUUUGGGGCUCUUCACCUUGGUGUACUUCUUCCUGGCUUGUUGGACCUACGGGCUAACAGUUUCGGCAGGCGUCUUCAUCCCCUCCCUGCUGAUCGGGGCCGCCUGGGGCCGCCUGUUUGGCAUCUGUCUCUCCUACAUGACCAGCGGCUGGAUUUGGGCCGACCCAGGGAAGUAUGCCUUGAUGGGAGCCGCAGCACAGCUAGGGGGCAUUGUGAGGAUGACGCUCAGCUUGACGGUUAUCAUGAUGGAGGCGACGGGCAACGUCACCUACGGCUUCCCAAUCAUGCUGGUGCUGAUGACGGCCAAGAUUGUGGGGGAUUAUUUUGUCGAGGGUUUGUAUGACAUGCACAUCCAGCUUCAGAGUGUCCCGUUCCUGCACUGGGAAGCCCCUGUCACAUCCCACUCGUUUACCGCCAGAGAAGUGAUGAGCACCCCAGUGACCUCCCUCCGAAGGAUUGAGAAAGUGGGCGUCAUUGUGGACAUCCUCAGCGAUACGUCGUCCAACCACAACGGGUUCCCUGUGGUGGAGAGCAUUCCAGGCAGCGAUCAGGUAGCGGGACUGCGAGGCCUGAUCCUGCGCUCCCAGCUGAUUGUUCUCCUGAAGCACAAGGUCUUCGUGGAGAGAGCCAACCUAUCCCUGGUUCAGCGGCGGCUGAAGCUGAAGGACUUCCGGGACGCCUACCCCCGCUUCCCCCCCAUCCAGUCGAUCCACGUCUCCCAGGACGAGCGCGAGUGCAUGAUGGACCUGACUGAAUUCAUGAACCCCUCGCCUUACACCGUGCCCUUGGAAGCCACCCUAACGAGGGUUUACAAGUUGUUCCGGGCCCUGGGCUUGCGCCACCUCGUGGUGGUGGAUAAUCAUAACCAGGUGGUUGGUCUGGUCACACGGAAGGACCUGGCCCGAUAUCGGCUGGGGAAGGAAGGCUUGGAGGAGCUGCCCCUGGCGCAGACGUGACUUUGCCGCUGGGUUGCGGACCUUGCUGUGCACCAGGCUCUCGCCAGCCUCCCGGCACCGUUGCCUUUGGGAGACCGCGGAGGUGAAGCCAAACCCCGAAACGCCCGGCCUGUGGAGUCCCGCACUUCGCUGUGUCCCCGGCCUCUCCUCCUUGUCGCCAUUCUCAUCUUUCUUCAACAUUGCGCUCCUCUCACCAUCCUGACCUUAUCUUCUCCGCACGGGACUGCAGAUAGGCUGUGUACAACUGUUUUGGGGUCCCCUGGGGCUUCAGGAGAGGCGUCCCCCACAAUUGGAGAGAGGCAGCUGCCUGGGAGUCCCUAUCUCUGUUACAGACCUGGGCUGGGAGGUGUGUGUGUGUGUGUGUGUGUGUGUGUGUGUGUGUGUGUGUGUGUGUCCAUUUCUGACCAAGCUUCCUUCCUCUGGCCCAGCUCUUGCCAACCGUGCCUUCCGAGACUCGCUACCCCAUCCCCUUUGUCAAUCCUGCUGUGCAAAAAAAUGCUCUGAGCAAUGUGCUGGACUGGAGAUCGUGGCUGGCAUUUCCUGGGAACCGUCGCAACGCACCUCCCAUGCAGCUCAAUGUUGUUGUUUUUUAACUUGUGUGUAAAGCGAGGGAGCGGUGACUGAACUGUGGUCCUCCUCCAUAUCGCUGCUGGGACACCCCCCCCCCUAAAUCUCCUAUCAGCCCCAGCCAAUGUGGCCAGUGAUCAGGGCUGGUGGGCACUGGAGCUCAACAAGCUGCCCCUGAUUUCACGUUACUAGGUACGUUGACAGAAUUGGGCAGCGCGAGGGUGGCGUUUUCCCAUGCCAGCCACUACACCGAGAGCUCAUCAUCCCAGUAGUGAAACUGUGGCAGCUGGUCCAACACUUAGCAAUGUCCCAGCCCUGCUCCCUUACCCUUUGAUCUCUCUUCCUCCCAAAUCCCUCACAUCUCCUCUGGCUUCCCCAGCUCCAGGCUGAGAUUGUGGGGAGUCCUCACGGCUCUUGUUCCCUCUGGAUCUGCAGGUUUGAAGAGCUUGCGCCCCUGGGCUUGUGUACAGCCCCUUCUCCUCACCUGCCACUCCCAGGCGGAGAGAGUUCCUAGUAGGUUCCUAGUAGGUUCAGAGGUUCUUUCUCUCCCCGUCCCCCCGCCCCUUACAAACAGCAGCCUGCCUUUGUUCAUGGUUUGUUCGGAACCACUUUCUCUCCCCCACCCCAGUCCUAAUUCUCACACUGCCUUGCGCCUGUUUGCAUUUUUAGCUGAUGGUAGGGAAGAUUACAGCGGAGGCCAGUCCGGUAGGGCAAAUUGGGAGCUGCCCCGCCAACAUCAGCUUGCAAAACCCCUGCCUGCCUUCUUACAGGUAAUCCUGUCUGUGUUGGCUUACUCCUCUAUGCUCAGCUGGAAGACUUAGCUAGAAAUAGCUGGCUGGGCUUGUCUCUGGCCUUGGCAUCACCUACUGUUGGGCCCCCUGCCAAAAUUUUGCCCAUUGGGCUCCAGACACCACUGGAAAAGAGAAGUAAAGGCCAAGCAGCUUGAAGGCACACCCUUAUUGGCAGGAAGGGCAGGUGAGCUGGACGAGUGGCGUUUUGGCAAGAAGAACCCAGUUUAACAAGCUGCCGGCCCAAACCAACGUGCCCACUUCAACCUGAAGCAGCCUGUUUCUCGUCCCCAAGGACUGGGGCCUCCUCUUUUCAGCCUCUGUCUACAUGUGGACGUGCUUGCCCAGAGCCUAGGGAGGGAGGAAAGGAAUCUUCGGAGGACUUAGCAAAGGGCAAACGGGCCUCCCUAAACUUAGAGCAAGGUUUUCCCUGUUUUGGACCACAACUCCCAUCAUCCCUAGCUAGCAGGACCCAGUGGUCAAGGAUGAUGGGAACUGUAGUCCAAAAGCAGCUGGAGAAGCCCUGGCUUUACAGCAGGCAUAGGCAAACUCUGGCCCUCCGGAUGUUUUGGAACUACAAUUCCCACCAUCCCUAGCUAACAGGACCAGUGGUCAGGGAUGAUGGGAAUUGUAGUCUCAAAACAUCUGGAGGGCCGAGGUUGAGGAAACCUGCUUUACAGUCUUGGUGUGAGGGGUGUUAGCAACCAGCAGGCCCAAUUCCUGGCUCCUAAUCCUUCCCCACAGCCAGCAGGCACCUGUCUCUGUUGUUUUCUAUCACAUGGAACACCUGGUGAAAGAGUUCUCUUUUUUUGUGCUGAAAUUAAAAAGGAAACUAUUUAUA
Messenger RNA from Zootoca vivipara (common lizard), 4673 nucleotides. It is a transcript of the gene CLCN7, whose product is annotated as Cl-/H+ antiporter 7. The record is from RefSeq and is a predicted model, not a curated record. Gene Ontology annotation, cellular component: intracellular membrane-bounded organelle; lysosomal membrane. Gene Ontology annotation, molecular function: chloride:proton antiporter activity. Gene Ontology annotation, biological process: transmembrane transport; chloride transport. Lineage: Eukaryota; Metazoa; Chordata; Lepidosauria; Squamata; Lacertidae.